Molecule: messenger RNA, 4362 nt
Organism: Mesoplodon densirostris (Blainville's beaked whale)
Lineage: Eukaryota; Metazoa; Chordata; Mammalia; Artiodactyla; Ziphiidae
Product: KIAA1549 like
Exons: 23
Coding region: 1-4362 (1453 amino acids)
Source: RefSeq, a predicted model, not a curated record
AUGGGCUUUGCCUGCAGAAGGCUGCAUAGCACCAAGGGAAGGCGGGUCGCGAGUUCUCCGUUUCCGUCCUCUGAAGAGCCGGUCACAGAGAGUAAUGGCAUCCUUCCCAUCGGAUUUUUUAUUUCGUCCUUCAGAGAGGAGAUGGCCAAGGUCUGUGGAUUUGCCAGCUGGGGUCUGGAGCGUCUGGGGGUGUCCCGGAGUAGCUGUCAGCUGCCCUGUGGCGACUGGGGAGGCUCUGAGGCCAGGCCAGAGGGCAUUCAAGCCACACACAGACCACCCAGGAGCAGCCACCUGGCCUUUCUUCCUCUGGGAUUGGCCAGUAGGCAGGAGGAAGCUUUGGGUCCUGCCGGAAGGGACAAUCUACAGAUCACUGUCACCCCAACCCCCGUGUCAUUUCCUCAUGGGAAAUUGUUACGGAUUUCACCAACAUGGCCCUUGUCCGAAGUCCGGUCUUCCUCAGCGGUGGACAGAAUGCAGCCUGUGCCGGGACGGUCCCCUGACAACACUAGCUGGCCGCAGUCUGCGCAGACGCCUCCGCCCAAGACACACCGCCAAGUUCGGGCCCAUGGGGACUUCUCUCCUUCCCCUUACCAAGGCAGUGGACAUAGUGCCUCCCUCGAGCCUUCCAAGGAUUCUACGGAGGCCCUGGUCCAACCAAGACCUCCAGGGGGAAAAGAAGCAGCCGCCAUGUCAGUGGACUCCUCGGUGUUGCCCAAGGCAGAACCAACAGCAGCAACCACGUUGUUUCUUCGGAAAUCAAGUCCACUGGGGCUGUCUGCAGCCCUGGUUGCUAAGGGCACCGGCAGCAGCCCUUCGGCCGUGGCCUCGGGAUUAGUCAAGAGCAGCUGGACCACUGCUGUAGCUAGAAACGUCACAAGCAACACAGCAUCUGACUCAAAGGCGACAUCAGGGGCAGCCCAUCCAGGCUUCUCGUUCACGCCGACCUACAUGUUUGCAAGAGCAGCACACACCAUGAGCACUCCCACGGCCAUGCAAGGGAACACAGGCACUGCCUCUGGCCUGUUGUCCACAACACACCUCCCCAGGAAACCACAAGCCAUGUAUACGGGCUUCCUGAACCCUACCAACCCCAACAUGCCCAAGGUGUCCACCGCACGCCCGCUGACCAUCACGGCAGCCUUGACGUCCAUCACUGCACCAGGAAGGGCCACCCGGAUGCCGCCUUUGUCAGCAGAAAACACAGACGCUGCUCUUCCCGCUGUGUCCACGGCCAUGGUCACAACUGGCAAAAUGGCAUCCAACCUGGAGUGUCAUAUGUCCAGGAAGCUCCUGGUGAAGACAGUUCUCUUUGUGACCCAAAGGAGGGUGCAGAUCAGUGAAACCUUGAAGCUUAAUGUAGCCAGAGGGCUCACACAGGCAUUGCGGAAGGCAUUUCACCAGAAUGACGUCUUGGCUCAUGUGGACAUUCUGGAAUAUUCUCACAACGUCACUGUUGGUUAUUAUGCUACCAAAGGGAGGCUGGUCUACUUGCCUGCUGCAGUGAUUGAAACGCUGGGCGUUUAUGGGAUCAGCAAUGUCACUGCAGAUCUGAAGCAACACACCCCAGCCUUGCAGUCUGUGGCAGUACUUGCCUCCCCGUGGACUCCCCAGCCUGCAGGCUACUUGCAGCUGAAAACAGUGCUACAGUUUGUGAGCCAGUCGGACAACAUACAGUCCUGCAAGUUUGCUCAGACGAUGGAACAGAGGCUACAGAGGGCCUUCCAGGACGCCGAGAGGAAAGUUCUGAAUACUAAAAGCAACCUGACGAUUCAGAUGGUGAGCACGUCCAACGCCUCCCAGACAGUCACCUUGGUGUAUGUGGUGGGCAAUCGAAGCUCCUUCCUCAACGGCACCGUGGCCAGCAGCCUCCUCCGCCAGCUCUCCGCUGAGCUGGUGGGGUUCUACCUCACCUACCCGCCGCUCACCAUCGCUGAACCACUGGAAUACCCCAACCUUGAUAUAUCAGAAACAACCAGAGACUACUGGGUAAUUACAGUGCUGCAGGGCGUGGACAGUUCCCUGGUGGGCCUGCACAACCAAAGCUUCGCCCGGGUCAUGGAGCAGCGCCUGGCCCAGCUGUUCAUGAUGUCCCAGCAACAAGGCCGGCGGUUUAAACGGGCCACCACCCUGGGAAGCUACACCGUGCAGAUGGUAAAGAUGCAGAGGGUGCCAGGACCCAAGGACCCUGCGGAGCUGACUUACUACACCCUGUACAAUGGGAAGCCUUUGCUGGGGACUGCAGCUGCCAAGAUCUUGAGCACCAUUGACUCCCAAAGGAUGGCCUUGACCCUGCAUCACGUUGUCCUUCUGCAAGCUGACCCCGUGGUGAAGAACCCGCCCAACAACCUGUGGAUCAUCGCCGCGGUGCUGGCGCCCAUUGCCGUGGUCACGGUCAUCAUUAUCAUCAUCACUGCCGUGCUCUGCCGGAAGAACAAGAACGACUUCAAGCCAGACACCAUGAUGAACCUGCCACAGAGAGCAAAGCCUGUGCAGGGCUUUGAUUAUGCCAAGCAGCACCUGGGCCAGCAAGGGGUGGACGAAGAGGUCAUCCCCGUGACUCAGGAAACGGUGGUCCUCCCACUGCCCGUUAGAGAUGCUCCUGCCUCUCAGGAAAGGGAUGCCCCUCAGGAUGGAAGCACUAUCAAGACGGCCAAAUCCAUCGAAACCAGAAAGAGCAGGUCGCCCAGUGAGAGUGGCUCUGUCAUCAGCAACGAAUCAGGGAAGCCCAGCUCGGGGAGGCGCUCACCCCAGAAUGUAAUGGCACAGCAGAAAGUGACAAAGGAGGAGGCAUGGAAGAGAAAUGUGCCGGCGAGUGACGAAGAGGAAGGAGCAGUCCUCUUUGACAACUCUGGCAAGGCGGCCGCUGAUCCCUUUGACACGUCUUCUGGGUCUGUGCAGCUCAUCGGAAUAAAACCCACAGCCCUCCCCGUGGUGCACCCCACCUCGGACAGGAGCCAGGAGCCAGUCGUACUCAACGGUGAGGUGAACAAAGCCCUGAAGCAGAAGUCAGACAUCGAGCACUAUCGGAACAAGCUGCGCCUCAAAGCCAAGAGGAAGGGCUACUACGACUUCCCUCCGGUGGAGGCGAGCAAGGCUCAGAUGGAAAGAAAAAAGAUGUAUGAAAAAGCCCCAAAGGAAAUCGAGCACGUUUUGGAUCCAGACCCAGAAGUGUGUGCCCCCUUCACUGAGGCUAAAAACAGGCAACAGAUGAAGAACUCUGUCUACCGGAGUCGGCAAUCUCUGAACAGCCCGAGUCCGGGCGAAACGGAGAUGGACCUUCUGGUGACUCGGGAGCGACCUCGGCGUGGAAUCCGUAACAGCGGAUACGAUACUGAGCCUGAAAUCAUAGAGGAAACCAACAUCGACAGAGUGAAUGAGCCCCGGGGCUACGCCCGGUCGAGGCAGGUGAAAGGCCACUCGGAGACCUCCACGCUGAGCUCGCAGCCCUCCAUCGACGAGGUCCGGCAACAGAUGCACAUGCUGCUGGAGGAGGCCUUCAGCCUGGCAUCCGCAGGACACGCAGGCCAGAGCCGGCACGCAGAGGCCUAUGGCUCUGCCCAGCACCUGCCCUACUCCGAGGUGGUGACCAGCGCUCCUGGGACCAUGACGCGGCCCAGGGCUGGGGUGCAGUGGGUGCCGACCUACCGCCCAGAAAUGUACCAGUACAGUCUGCCCCGGCCGGCCUAUAGGUUUUCCCAGCUUCCUGAAAUGGUCAUGGGCUCUCCCCCUCCACCUGUGCCUCCACGGACUGGCCCAGUGGCUGUCGCUUCUCUCAGGCGGUCCACCUCGGAUGUUGGGAGCAAGACCAGGAUGGCCGAGUCCGCGGGGCCUGAGCCCGCCCAGCUGCACGACAGCGCCUCCUUCGCGCAGGUGUCCCGAGGCCCUGUGUCUGUGGCACAGUUGGAUCAGUCGGCUUUAAAUUAUUCAGGUAAUACGGUGCCGGCAGUAUUCGCCAUUCCAGCUGCCAACAGACCCGGCUUCACCGGCUACUUCAUCCCGACGCCUCCCUCGUCCUACAGGAACCAGGCCUGGAUGUCUUAUGCAGGAGAGAAUGAGCUCCCGAGCCAGUGGGCUGAUUCGGUCCCCCUCCCGGGGUACAUCGAGGCUUACCCCCGGUCCCGGUAUCAGCAGAACUCGCCCUCCAGGCUCCCUCGCCAGUACAGCCAGCCAGCCGGGCUGCACCCCAGCUUGGAGCAGGCCCCGCUGCCCUCCGCAGCAGCCUCACAGCAGAGCCUGGCGGAGAACGACCCGUCCGACACGCCCCUGACCAACAUCUCCACAGCAGCCCUGGUGAAGGCCAUCCGGGAAGAGGUGGCCAAGCUGGCCAAGAAGCAGACGGACAUGUUUGAGUUCCAGGUCUAA